UGGUGCUGGUUUCUCAGCCAUCCAGUGCCAUCCUCAUCGGUGCAGCAGCACACGCGCUCUCCGCCGCCAUGACUGAGCAGAUGACCCUUCGUGGCACUCUCAAGGGCCAUAACGGCUGGGUAACACAGAUCGCUACUACUCCUCAGUUCCCGGACAUGAUCCUAUCCGCCUCUCGAGACAAGACCAUCAUCAUGUGGAAACUGACCAGGGAUGAGACCAACUAUGGAAUUCCACAGCGUGCUCUUCGAGGUCACGCCCACUUUGUUAGUGAUGUGGUUAUCUCCUCAGAUGGCCAGUUUGCCCUCUCAGGCUCCUGGGAUGGAACCCUGAGCCUCUGGGAUCUCACAACGGGCACCACCACGAGGCGAUUUGUGGGCCAUACCAAGGAUGUGUUGAGUGUGGCCUUCUCCUCUGACAACCGGCAGAUUGUCUCAAAAAAAAAAAAAAAAACCAUCAAGCUAUGGAAUACCCUGGGUGUGUGCAAAUACACUGUCCAGGAUGAGAGCCACUCAGAGUGGGUGUCUUGUGUCCGCUUCUCGCCCAACAUCAGCAACCCUAACAUUGUCUCCUGCGGCUGGGAUAAGCUGGUCAAGGUAUGGAACCUGGCUAACUGCAAGCUGAAGACCAACCACAUUGGCCACACAGGCUAUCUGAACACAGUGACUGUCUCUCCAGAUGGAUCCCUCUGUGCUUUUGGAGGCAAGGAUGGCCAGGCCAUGUUAUGGGAUCUCAACGAAGGCAAGCACCUUUACACCCUAGAUGGUGGGGACAUCAUCAACGCCCUAUGCUUCAGCCCUAACCGCUACUGGCGCUGUGCUGCCACAGGCCCCAGCAUCAAGAUUUGGGAUUUAGAGGGGAAGAUCAUUGUAGACGAACUGAAGCAGGAAGUUAUCAGCACCAGCAGCAAGGCAGAACCACCCCAGUGCACCUCCCUGGCCUGGUCUGCUGAUGGCCAGCCUCUGUUUGCUGGCUACACAGACAGCCUGGUGCGAGUGUGGCAGGUGACCAUCGGCACCCGCUAGAAGUUUGUGGCACAGCUUUACAAAUUAAAGAAAAAAACUGGCUUUUUUGACUUU
Sapajus apella (tufted capuchin) is the source of this 1076-nucleotide messenger RNA. RefSeq names its product receptor of activated protein C kinase 1-like. Gene Ontology annotation, molecular function: protein kinase C binding; translation regulator activity; ribosome binding. The record is from RefSeq and is a predicted model, not a curated record. The transcript is spliced from 2 exons. The coding region runs from base 69 to 1022 and encodes 317 amino acids. Gene Ontology annotation, cellular component: cytosol; nucleus. Lineage: Eukaryota; Metazoa; Chordata; Mammalia; Primates; Cebidae. Gene Ontology annotation, biological process: positive regulation of protein phosphorylation; rescue of stalled cytosolic ribosome.